AUGAGAGAAGAAUCAUGUAUUGUAUUUAUGUGCCAGGUACCGCGACUAUGGUCCCGGCGGCGCUCGGGCAAGGGCACGCCGCCGCCGUGCGUGCACUGCCGCCACCUGGAGGCGUGGCUGGCGCGCCGCCGCGACGAGCGCGCCGACCGCCCGCCGCUCUCCUCCUCCGCCGAGGACGACGACAGCGAGCUCGACAGCGAGCUGGAGUCCCCGCGCGCGCUGCUCGCGCCCCCGCCCCACCACUCGCCGCCACCCUCCCCCACAACCCUCCUGCCCCCCACACAGUCGCCGCCUCCGACCCCCGGCGCGCCGUCCUUCGAACUCCAACCCCCCAACGACGAACCCCCAAUACUCCCGCAACGCCGCCGCUCCAUAUCCCGCCAAGAAGCGUUCUUCGUCGAGCCCACCGGCAGCUCGCUCGAAAACGUCCGCGCUUCCGAAGAAAACGCCGCCAAGGACACCCUAGUCCACGACAUUUACUUAGCUGUGCCGGAUUUGAAGCGCGACCGUGCCGCGUCCGUGGACUCCUGCUUCUCUAAAGUGUCCGGAGCUCGAGCGGAGGAGUUGAAGGGAGCGGGGAACUCGCUGACGGUGCCGGUGAACGGGCUGCGCUCGCGCUCCGUGGACAUCGUGCUGCCGACGGCGGAGCAGUCGCGGUACAAGGCGCUGGCGCUGACGUCUGCGCAGGCGCCGCCCGCGCCCGUCGCGCGCGCCGUCCCGGACCUCGCCCUGCCCCCGGACGACGGACGCACGGCCGAAGAGACCGGCGGAGCGCGCGUGCUGCGCUCCACGCCCGACUGGAGCGAGGCCGCCGUCAGCGGCGAGCACCUGUGGAGCCCCACCUCAGUGGGGGAGAACUGCUACCUCGGCGACGCAGAGUGCCAGGUGAGACACACAAGGCCGGCGGCGCUCGUGCUGCGCUCCACGCCCGACUGGAGCGAGGCCGCCGUCAGCGGCGACGUGCUGCGCUCCACGCCCGACUGGAGCGAGGCCGCCGUCAGCGGCGAGCACCUGUGGAGCCCCACCUCAGUGGGGGAGAACUGCUACCUCGGCGACGCAGAGUGCCAGGUGAGACACACAAGGCCGGCGGCGCUCGUGCUGCGCUCCACGCCCGACUGGAGCGAGGCCGCCGUCAGCGGCGAGCACCUGUGGAGCCCCACCUCAGUGGGGGAGAACUGCUACCUCGGCGACGCAGAGUGCCAGGUGAGACACACAAGGCCGGCGGCGCUCGUGCUGCGCUCCACGCCCGACUGGAGCGAGGCCGCCGUCAGCGGCGAGCACCUGUGGAGCCCCACCUCAGUGGGGGAGAACUGCUACCUCGGCGACGCAGAGUGCCAGGUGAGACACACAAGGCCGGCGGCGCUCGUGCUGCGCUCCAUGCCCGACUGGAGCGAGGCCGCCGUCAGCGGCGAGCACCUGUGGAGCCCCACCUCAGUGGGGGAGAACUGCUACCUCGGCGACGCAGAGUGCCAGGUGAGACACACAAGGCCGGCGGCGCGCGUGCUGCGCUCCACGCCCGACUGGAGCGAGGCCGCCGUCAGCGGCGAGCACCUGUGGAGCCCCACCUCAGUGGGGGAGACCUGCUACCUGGGAGAUGCAGAGUGCCAGGUGAGACACACAAGGCCGGCGGCGCUCGUGCUGCGCUCCACGCCCGACUGGAGCGAGGCCGCCGUCAGCGGCGAGCACCUGUGGAGCCCCACCUCAGUGGGGGAGACCUGCUACCUCGGCGACGCAGAGUGCCAGAAACUGGGCCCCCGCAUGCGUUGCUCCGCGUGCCGCAUCGUCGCGCACCAGGGCUGCAUCGACGUGAUGCUGGAGCGGCACCCGUUCGCGUGCAAGCCCACCUUCCGCGACGUGGGCGUGCGCCAGUACCGCGAGCAGACCGUCACGCACCACCACUGGGUGCACCGCCGCAGCGAGAAGGGCAAGUGCAAGGCUUGCGGGAAGUCGCUGCGGCGCCGCUGCUGCCGGGGAUGCACGCAGGCGCAGCACUCUGUAGACUCCGCUAAUGAGAUAAACCCUGACUCCGAUAUUGCACUGCAGGCGAAGCUGUCGUUCAGCUCCAAAGAGAUCGUGGCCCUGAGCUGCUCCUGGUGCAAGGACGCCUACCACAACAAGGAAAGCUGCUUCAAUCUGCAACGAAUAGGGGAACAAUGCUCACUUGGUGUCCAAAGCAAUAUCAUCGUCCCGCCAUCAUGGAUUGUAAAACUCCCUAGAAGAGGCAGCUUCAAAUCGUCGCUAAGAAAAUCUCCAAAGAAGAAAAACGCCUCUAAAAAGAACGGGAAGGGUUCGAAAAACGAGCAAAGAACGUUUGUGAUCAAGCCGAUACCUACCGGGGAUGUGAAGCCGGUGCUGGUGUUCAUAAACCCGAAGAGUGGGGGGAACCAGGGGGCCAAGUUGCUGCAGAAGUUUCAGUGGCUGUUGAACCCUCGACAGGUGUUUGAUCUUACGCAGGGAGGGCCGGGACCAGGGUUGGAGAUGUUCCGCAAGGUGCCAAACCUGCGCGUGCUGGCGUGCGGCGGCGACGGCACCGUGGGCUGGGUGCUGAGCGUGCUCGACCGCAUCGGGACCCGGCCGGCCGUGGGCGUGCUGCCGCUCGGCACCGGCAACGAUCUGGCGCGCGCGCUCGGCUGGGGCGGGGGUUACGAAGACGAGCCGAUCUCCAAGAUCCUGAGCAACAUCGGGAACAGUGACACGGUGCUCCUGGACCGCUGGGAGCUGAAGGUGGAACCGAACCCGGCGGGCGCGGCCGGCUGCUCCGGCGAGGAACUCAGCCAGGCCAAGCCGGACCUGCCGCUCAACGUCGUCAACAACUACUUCUCCUUCGGGGUCGACGCGCACAUAGCCCUGGAGUUUCAUGAAGCUAGAGAGGCGCACCCGGAGAAGUUCAACUCGCGGAUAAGAAACAAGCUGUUCUACGGCACGGCGGGUGGCAAGGACCUGAUGUUCCGCAAGUGGAAGGGGCUGGCCGACUGCAUCGAGAUGGAGUGCGACGGCCGCGACAUCACGGCCACGCUGCGAGAGCUCAGGGUCCAUGCUAUUGUCUUACUCAACAUUCCAAGCUACGGCGGCGGCACGCGGCCGUGGAACAAGUCGGGCCGCUCGCAGCAGGCCUCCACGGAGGACGGGCUCAUCGAGGUGGUGGGGCUCACCACCUACCAACUGCCUCUACUACAAGCCGGUGCGCACGGCACCUGCAUCACGCAGUGCAAGACGGCGCGCAUCGUCACGUCCAAGGUCAUCCCCAUGCAGGUUGACGGCGAGGCGGCGCGACUAGCGCCCUCUAUCAUCACCGUCUCGCGGCUCAACCAGGCACUUAUGCUGGCCAAGAGGAAAGCUGGACGGACGAAUGCACUGCAAAUGAAGUUAGACAAACUUUCUCUCAGCGUGAAUCUCAUUAACAUGGCGGACUACGAGCGACAUCAUUACGAGAAGGAGCUACUCGCCGCGACAGCGGAGAAGCUGUUCACUUUAGCAGUGGACCCCGCCGCGGACCUGGAAAUGAUGCGCGGCCUCAUACAGAAUAUGCUGCAGGAAUCUCAAGCGCACUCCAACCUCAGCGACUGGUGGUUCAUCGACUCGGUAACGGCCGAGCGAUUCUUCCGCAUCGACAAGGCGCAAGAGAACCUCCACUACGCGACGGACAUCGGCAACGAGACCAUCUACAUCCUGGACCCGGCGCCGGCCACGCCGGACACCGAGUCCACCGCGCCGGUCACCUCGGCCUCGCUCGACCGCUCGGGGCCCUCCACCUCGCUCGAGACCUCCGCAGGCCUCUCCGUCUCGCUCGACAUCUCGCAGAGCGUCGACACGCCCAGCGCGGGCGUCUCGCUCGACGUGCCUGAAUCUCACGCUAGUGAAUCCGGCCUCGGCAGUGCGGCCCGCACCGAAGAGAUGCUGACUCCUCAAACGCCCCCGCCGUCCUACCCCGCGCCCCAAACCCCCAAAAGUCCGAAAAGCCAAGCCCCGCUGCCCCCCAAGCGAGCCCCCACGCCCAAGAUGCAGCCCCCUCCCACUCCUAAGCACUCGGCCCCGAAACCGUCUUCCUCGGUGCAGGAUUCCUCCUCGCCCCCGCUCUGCACCAGCCCGCUCUCUAAAGAGAACCCGCCGUCACAAGAAGCCAUCGCCAGGUUCAAAACAAACUUAUUGGAAAAAACCUCAGAAGCCCUCCUGAAAGCUGCAAAAAAUGGAGAUUUAAAAAUGUUGAAGGAGCUCCACUCGGCGGGCUACUCGCUGCUCUCGAUCGACGCGAGCGGGCAGACGGCGCUGCACGUCGCGGCGCGGUACGGCAACAAGGAGAUCGUCAAGUACCUGAUCGCGAGCGCGCCCACCGCCAUCCUCAACAUGCGCGACAACGAGCGCGGACAGACGGCGCUGCACAAGGCGGCGGCGUUCAAACGACGCGCGGUGUGCUGCAUGCUGGUGGCGGGCGGCGCCAGCCUGGCGCACGCCGACCACGCCGGCCUCACGCCGCGCCACCUCGCGCUGCGCGCCGAGGACCAGGACCUGGCCGCCUAUCUGGAGAGUCAGGAGCACUUUCAAUUAGUCUCAGAAGACACGGAAACUCCGGUCUGAAAGUACGAACUUACAGCCCGGGACCGGGCGGCGAAACGACCCUUCGAGCACUUGAACUCGCGGUACCAAUUUGCGCUCUUUUUUGAGAAUAUCUUACAUAAUACUAUUAAAUUAUACUCCUUACACCAGAGUGAUAUUUAGAGUUUUUGACAAUUAUAAUGUUUCAUAGAAUCUUGAACAAUUUGUUAAGUACUUUAAAUAAAGUGUGAUGUGAGUGUGAACGUAGCUUCAAGCUAUCGAGUUGAUUUGAAAAUGAAUAAGUAAGUAUGUCAAGAUAUUCGUUUAAGGAUCUUAUUUUAUGUAAAAUGUUGCAUAUCAUGCAUAAGGACUCAUUAAUAAACAAUAUAAAGAAACUUGACGGUACAAGUUAUAUAACAAAAUAAAUGCAAUUUGGUUUGAAUCCCCACACAUACAAACGCCUUGUCGAAAUAUUAGAAUUACGAGUGUCGUCUUAUAUUCUGUGUAUUUCACGAAAGCUUAUUAUAACCUGAAAUAAACGGCAAUGCCAGUUCAUACUAAUAGCGUAAGUGCGUUUUCUCAUCAUCCGAUCCGAUAUCGGAUGUAGGACCGAUAUCCGAUACAUUACAGGCGCCAUCUUGGAUUCUUUCCAUUGAAAUCCUUCCGACAUCCGAUAUCGGAUCGGAUAAUGUGAAAACGGACUAAGGGCCCAUUUAGACGGUGCCAGAACUCGCAUGCUACUUUCCCUACGUUGCGGUAUUUGAUUGGUGUAAAUCUCUAAAUAGGCCCUUAGUUCGGAACCCACAAUACACAGCAGUGGCAAAAUUAACGACUUAACCAAUUAAUCUAUCAAAGUCAGGACGUGUGGAGGUGGAAUAGUAAUUAAUUGGUGAAAUUAUAUGACUAUUAUGUAUUGGUAUAAUACAUACCUCUAAACUCCAUUAUGCCGUUAAUGUAUCCAAAGUAGUUGACUCGUAUAUUAGUUUAAGCAUAUCUUUAUUUGUUCUAGGAGACAUAUAAUUAGGCUAAUAAUAGCCUAUUACAUAUGUAUUGCAAUUCAGUAAUUUCACAACCAUUAACAUUUCGUAAAUGGAGAGCUUUACGUAAUACUUCAAUAACUAAAUCAGAGCUUCAAUAUGUACGACAGUGUCAUAAUAAUAAAUUGCAAUUAUAUACCUAUUGUUAUAAUAUACUAAAUAGAUCUGAUUAUAAUGAUGGUCGGGUGGAACCAUAAUUAUGUGCAUUUCAUGUGGUUUCAAGUAUAGACGAAUAAGAACAAACAAAGAAAUAACACCGGCUA
This is a messenger RNA of Leguminivora glycinivorella, 5833 nucleotides long. RefSeq names its product eye-specific diacylglycerol kinase-like. Gene Ontology annotation, biological process: lipid phosphorylation; diacylglycerol metabolic process; intracellular signal transduction. The coding region runs from base 1 to 4575 and encodes 1524 amino acids. The transcript is spliced from 19 exons. NCBI's taxonomy places the organism in Eukaryota, Metazoa, Arthropoda, Insecta, Lepidoptera, Tortricidae. The record is from RefSeq and is a predicted model, not a curated record. Gene Ontology annotation, molecular function: ATP-dependent diacylglycerol kinase activity; protein binding.